ACCUUUAAAGCGCACGUCGAGGGCCCCUCCCUCCAGCGGGAAUCAGCCUACCGACGCCAGCCUGGAGGAUGCUGGUGAGAAGCAGGGGCCCAGGAUCCACAUUCCGGGUGCGGCCUCUCUGCUGACUGACCCCAGGCCCCUCUCCCUCGCAGAGUCCGGCUGCGUCCCUCGAUUCAGAGCCUCCGAGCGCCUCCCUCUCCGACGGCGUCCCUGCGGCCACGCGUCUGUCCCCAGGAGGCCCCGCGAGGCCGCCGGGACCGUGGGCGCCGCCGGGGCUGGAGGAGGCGCUGGGCGCACUGGGGCUGGAGGGAGAACGCGAGUACGCAGGGGACAUCUUCGCCGAAGUUAUGGUGUGCCGCGCGCUGCCAGGGAGGGCCUUGCCACCUGCUGUGACCCCGGAGAUGCGCGCGCUAGUGGUGGACUGGCUGGUCCAGGUGCACGAGUACCUGGGUUUGGCGGGGGACACGCUGUACUUGGCCGUGCAUCUGCUGGAUUCCUACCUGCGUUCAGGCCGAGUGCGCCUCCAUCGCCUGCAGCUCCUGGGCGUGGCCUGCCUGUUCGUGGCUUGCAAGGUGGAAGAGUGCGUGCUUCCCGAGCCUGCCUCCCUCUGCCUCCUGGGGGCCGGCUCCUUCUCGCCAGCCGAGCUGCUGCGCGCAGAGCGCCGCAUCCUGAGCCGCUUGGAUUUCCGGCUGCACCACCCCGGCCCGCUGCUGUGCCUCGGACUGCUCGGUGCGCUGGCUGGGAGCAGCCCCCAGGUGAUGCUCCUCGCCACCUACUUUCUGGAGCUGUCCCUGCUGGAAGCCGAGGCUGCAGAAUGGGAGCCGGGUCGUCGCGCAGCUGCCGCGCUGAACCUGGCGCACCGCGUGCUCGAUCGGACUGGGCCCGAGCCAGCGUUUUACAGCCCCGCGGAGCUGGCGCCCCUGGAGCCGUGCAUGGCCCGCGCCGCACUCCGGGGCCCCGCGCCCGGCCGCGCCGCCGUCUUCCUCAAGUACGCGCGGCCCCAGCGUCAGGGCACCAGCCUGGCCGCCGCCCGCCUGCUCCGCCGCCCGCAACCCCGCCGCCCCCAACCCGGGCCUCCCUGA
Molecule: messenger RNA, 1082 nt
Organism: Loxodonta africana (African savanna elephant)
Lineage: Eukaryota; Metazoa; Chordata; Mammalia; Proboscidea; Elephantidae
Gene: CCNP
Product: cyclin P
Biological process (GO): mitotic cell cycle phase transition; regulation of cyclin-dependent protein serine/threonine kinase activity
Cellular component (GO): cytoplasm; cyclin A2-CDK2 complex; nucleus
Molecular function (GO): cyclin-dependent protein serine/threonine kinase regulator activity
Source: RefSeq, a predicted model, not a curated record